This is a messenger RNA of Porites lobata, 1707 nucleotides long. NCBI's taxonomy places the organism in Eukaryota, Metazoa, Cnidaria, Anthozoa, Scleractinia, Poritidae. The record is from the annotation of a GenBank genome assembly.
AUGAAGCUUAGAAGAAGUACGAGAGAGAAGAAACCUCCCCAGCAUUUGCAGGAUUUCCAGUUAGAAUUAGAUCCGACAGAGAGCCUUCAGACAUGUGUGAUUAGAGAUGAAUUGAACCAAGUAGCGUCUCUGCUUGAAAGCUUAACACCUGAAGCAGGUAAACAGUCUGCAAGUGCCAACAAACUUCAAACCCCGACCUUUACACCCGAAGAAGAAAAGCAGUCUGCCGCCAGUAUCAGCAAACUUCAGAAUGAGAACUUGAAGUUGGAACUUGAACUGACACGAGCCAAAAUUGAGCUUGCUCGGGUCAAGUCUGCGAUGGCACAUGAAAGUCAAUCCAAGAUGGCCACACCAAACCCGGCGAACGUCAACACACAAAAUAAAGGCCAGUGUACGACCCAAAGAACGCCUGUACCCACUCUAACUGCGUUGCAAUCUGACACAGCGGUUCAGGAGGAGCUUAAAGCCUUAGAAGAGUCACUGGGGGACCCAAUUCUUCUUGGUCUUUCUGACGAAUUGGCGGAUCCAGCACAAAAACUACUGGAACCCAGCACGACCCCCAGAGGUAAGCGUCCCCUGCUAAUUCCAGAUUUUGUCAGUUCCCUCCCAGUGGUUCUGGAAGAGGACUGGGAGACCAUGGUUGACGUUUCUGCUGGCACUCAAAUCAUAUUAAAGACUAGCCAUGAGAAAAAGCACCUGCUCAACAACAUCACCUUUCCACAAUGGUCAGUAGCAAACUUCAGGAUCAUGCACACACUUGUCAAAGAAGGUGCCUUGUCAACUAUGUCAGACAUGAAUUACAUAUCAUAUAGCACCAAAGUCUCAGAUCUACCCGAUAGCCCGUGUCAUCCACUAUAAUGACCUUUAUCGACGAAUGCAAUUCGCCACUGGUUGUAAAUGGGGUACAGAGAGUCAGUUUAUCUACCAGCAAUCCCUCCACAAGCCUGACACCAACUAGCCUGGCUAAACCAAGCAAGCAAACCAUCCUCCAGGUAGAUCAACGCCAACUAUCAACCCGACCACCGGCAAGCAGGUGUGCUAUGACUUGCAACAACGACAAGGCUGCAGCUAUGGCACAGCUCGCAAGUAUGACCAUGUUUGUAUAAAGCCACAGUGUUUGGGGGAUCACCCCCAAUGGAAGCACACAGCUACUCACUACCCCCAAGCCUGAACACACACUCGCCUGCAGAGCUAUUUCUCAAUUAUUUAGUGGAGUCACUUGCAGUGAAUAGCUCGGCUGCAUCACCUAUAGCAGGGAAAUACCCAUACGUUAGUUCAGAAACAGCAGAGUUUGUUUCUGUCUCCUACCAAUCAGCAGGACCCUCAUGUUAUGCGCAGGAGCCCGAUGCAGCCUGUAUUUCCACAGACUUAAAAUAUGAGAUAUGGGCAAAGGACCUAGCUAAUGAUUUGGACAGAGACUUUAUUCUCAAUGGUGUACGAGAAGGGUUUGACUUGAUUCCGCGAGAUACUACCGUUUUACGAGCUUUCAAAAAGAAGAACAGAUCGGCGCUCAGGCCAGGGGCCAAAGAGCAGAUUGAAGAGCAACUAUGUAAGGGCCUCUCACUAGGCCACUUUGGAUCAUCAAACACACCCCCCAUCAUUGUUAAUGCUAUUGGAGCUGUACCCAAAAGGGACUCCAGAGUUGAGACUGAUUAUGGAUUGCAGUCGACCGCUUGUAUUGAGUGCAAACUCCUACAUAGACCUUGA